AUGGCUGGCCCCACAGGAAUCCCAACCUACGCGUCCGCGCCCCUCAACUCCAACAACACAGACGCAACCACCCACGGCUCUACCUCACAGCCUGGACCCGCAACCGCAACAGAAACCGAGGCCUCCGCGACCGCGACCCCAUCGCAACCCGCCUCCACCUCUGCCACCGCAACUGCGCCCUCGUACUCACCCAUCUACACAACCGCGCAACCCGUUGACUCAUCCUCUGCCUCUGCCCAGCCCGGCGCAGCACCGAGCCUCGCAGCUCCAACAGCAACGAGCAUCGCGCAGCCGCCCCAGCCAGGCACAUCUUCUAAUUCUUCUUACUCCCUCAGCGCAACCCCAACAACCUCAACCUCUGGCUCUCCGCCUGCCCCCCAACCCGGCGCACAACCAGUCCCCACCGCAUCACUCGCACCCGCGCCUACAUCAUCGAUCCCCCCCACCCCCCAAAGCAGGAGAGCCUGUUUCGUCUACUACAGCUGCUGCGCAGCAGACACCAUACACCCAAUCAUACGCCUACCAACCUCCAUCCACAGCAACAACAACAAUAUCAACAAGCAAUCCCUCAAUCCCAAACUCCACCUCCGCCCCCUACGCCACCCUCUACCCAUCCACCUCUACUACUUCCUCUGCAGGCGCUGCGCAUCUCCCGCUGCACAAUACCAGUGCAGCCGGUGGUGGUGCGGCGAGUAUCUUCCCGGACGAGGAGCCCGGGGUGAUGGGCACGGCCAAGGCGUGGAUACAGACGGCGGGGACGAAGUUGGCGGAGGUGGAGGCGGAGGUGUGGAAGCGGAUUAA
This is a messenger RNA of Penicillium alfredii, 801 nucleotides long. RefSeq lists its product as uncharacterized. Lineage: Eukaryota; Fungi; Ascomycota; Eurotiomycetes; Eurotiales; Aspergillaceae. The transcript has a single exon. The record is from RefSeq and is a predicted model, not a curated record. The coding region runs from base 1 to 801 and encodes 266 amino acids.